AUGGCAAUAGUGCUGUCAUGUUUCAAAAGAUGCUUCGACGGCAUCAAGUACACAGAACAUACGUCCUUUCCAUUAAUCAACCCUAUAUGUUUGGAUACCAGCCGAAUGGGUAAUGAAGUAGUGAUUGUGAAAAAUGGCACCAGGAUAUGUGGUAGUGGUGGCGUCUUGUGUACUGCUCCAAUAGUGCAAAAUAAAUGUUACUUUGAAGUAAAAGUACAACAAUCUGGAAUCUGGGGAGUAGGUGUAGCUCUGAAUGAUGUAGAUCUGUGUAAAGCACCUGGUGGUCACGAUCAAUAUUCAUGGGUAUUGUGCAAUGAUGGGGCACAAAGACAUAACCAGCAAGUGUUAAAAGCUAUAGAUAAUACCAUUGAAGAAGGUGAUAUUAUUGGUAUUUACUAUGACCAUGUUGAAUUAAACUAUUCAAUUAAUGGCCAACCAGUGAAUGAACCAAUUACAGGAAUAAGAGGAACCGUAUUCCCAGCUCUAUUUGUGGACGAUGGUGCAAUAUUAGACAUUGUGUUGGAAAGAUUUUCAUAUCCACCUUCUAAUGGUUAUGAUAAAAUCAUGUUAGAGCAAUCUAUACUUUAA
Molecule: messenger RNA, 588 nt
Organism: Macrosiphum euphorbiae (potato aphid)
Lineage: Eukaryota; Metazoa; Arthropoda; Insecta; Hemiptera; Aphididae
Source: the annotation of a GenBank genome assembly